UGGCGAUACUAUUUAUUGACCAGUGCACAACACUGGAGAACAACUUGUUGCCUAGGCAACGAGAAAAAAUAUAAACAAUAAAUAAUUUGUGCGAUGGAUUGGGCUGAAGAGCUAAAAAUGACAAUAAGAAAGACCACAGCGCGUAAGGGUCGUCGCUCAAAAAGUCGCGAUGUGUUAAAAGAGGAAAAUCAAGCGGGAUCUUCGUCUAGUGCCGCGUCCACCCACAAACAGAAUAGAGAUAUAUCUAUUGAUAUUACCUUGGAUAUACAUAACGAUAAUAGUAGUCCAACGUCUACAACUCCGACCACAUAUAACAAUGAAUUUGAUUCAAGUCGGCCGCCCAUCAGGCGCGUUUCAGGUGGCUGGGCAGAUUCUGGCUUAAAGGGACUUAAAUCAAAGAAGAAUUCAUUUGAUGACGAGCGCUUUCAAGUGAUAAAAUCAGCAACAAGUUCUAUACCUACGGAUGAUAUACCCAUUAUACCCGAUUUAGACGAUGUCAGAGAUGAAAUCUUACUAAAUGAAAUUGUUGAGCCAGCUUCAAGUAUCGCUUUUAGUCGCGAUGUCACAUUUAAAGAGUUAAGCUCCGAUCUGCUGUCACAAAAUGCCUUUUCAGCUAUAGAAGAUGUCGACUUGACCAUAUUGACACGUUGUUUACAGGUCCAAGAAAGUUUGGAUGAACCGGAUGAAAUUUGGGAAUGGGAUAAGCUCUUUACUGAGAUAACUGCUCAAAUAAAUUCGGACAAAACAUUGAAUGUUGGUAUGCCGGAAAAAACAGAAAUUGGGCCCGACGAAGUGCCGCCAACGGCUAAAUAUAAUUGACUCAAUAUAAUAUAU
Molecule: messenger RNA, 834 nt
Organism: Drosophila hydei
Lineage: Eukaryota; Metazoa; Arthropoda; Insecta; Diptera; Drosophilidae
Gene: IFT43
Product: intraflagellar transport protein 43 homolog
Exons: 5
Coding region: 94-819 (241 amino acids)
Biological process (GO): intraciliary retrograde transport
Cellular component (GO): cilium; intraciliary transport particle A
Source: RefSeq, a predicted model, not a curated record